CAACUACAACAGUUGGAGUUUAAAAAAAGUGUCACGGAAUUAUUUCCGUGGGACGUUGCUUUUCGGAAGCGGGACGAGGAGAAAAAGAGAGUUCGGGGGCGUUGGGGGAGAUCGCAGCAGUCCGUCGGGGGUGGAGAAGAGCGAGAGAUCAACACGGCGGGGAGGAAGGAGACGAGAGGAGAGAAGGAGAAACUGGAGAGCGAAAGGGUGCUCUCGGAAGGACUGCGGAAAAGGGAGCACACCCUCGAUUUUCCGUCGAUGAACUGCAGAAAGAAGCAGCGCUAAAAUGAAGAAGCUGUUCUCCAAGUUGGACACCAGGGCGGACGGAGCAGCCAAAGAGCCGCAGUCGUACGUGGGCAAGGUCUUCACGGUGGGCAAACACUCGGUCACGGUCGAGGACGUGCUCGCCGAGGGAGGAUUCGCCGUCGUUUUCCUCUGCAAGGGCAGCUCCAACGCCAAAUACGCCCUCAAGAGGCUCUACGUCAACAACGACGUCGACCUCAAUGUGGCCAAACGCGAGAUACAAAUCGCCAGCAACCUGAGCGGCCACAAGAAUAUAAUUGGCUUCAUCGACUCGAGCAUCACACACACGGGGAACGGCGUGUACGAAGUUUUAAUGUUGAUGCCCUACUGCCGAACACACAUACUCCAAAUGAUGAACCAGCGCCUGCAGUCCGGGUUCAGCGAACUCGAAGUGCUCCAAAUCUUCUGUGAUGUUGUUGAAGCGAUAUCAAGACUCCACCACUGCCAGACUCCCAUCAUCCAUAGAGAUUUGAAGGUGGAAAACAUCUUGUUGGAUGAGCAUAGCAACUUUGUUUUGUGUGAUUUUGGCUCGGCAACCGGGAAGGUGCUGAACCCUGUGGUGCACGGAGUGACGGACGUGGAGGAGGAAAUAAAAAAAUACACGACCCUGUCGUACCGAGCGCCAGAGAUGGUGGACCUCUACUCCGGGCAGCCGAUCACCACGAAAGCGGACAUCUGGGCACUCGGCUGCCUGCUCUACAAGCUGUGCUUUUUCGCUCUGCCCUUUGGCGAGAGCACCCUGGCCAUCCAGACCGGCCACUUUACCAUUCCAGACAACUCGAGAUACUCAAAAGGCCUCCACUGUCUCAUAAAGUAUAUGCUAGAGUCAGAUCAGGAUAAGAGACCAGAUAUUUAUCAAGUAGCGUAUAUAGCAUUCCUGCUUUUGGGCAAAGACUGCCCUGUGCAAAAUCUUAAUAAAGUAACCCCAGCCGAUAUUGACAAGCUCCCGUGCCCCGAAAGAGAGUCAGAAGUGAAAAGCGCCUUAGGAAAAAUACCAAAGAGUGUGCCAAUCCAGCCCAUCGUUGAAGGGACCAGCGUCACACCCAGACAAAGACCAAAGGGAGGUCAUCAGGUGCAGGUUGGCGCCUUGCCGAUUCCUCCUCCGCAGCAGAGUUCGCGGCGGCAGCUGGUGCAGCCGGUGUCGUCGACGGUGCUGUUUCCAGAGCCGGCCGAAUUCAACCCACCAGUCGCUCCGAAGGUCGUGCACGCGCCUGCAGAGAGUGCUGCGGACGAGACAAAUAUGGGCGGCCACCAAAACCAAGCGUUCGAGGAUCUCUUUUCUUCGCCAGAAUUCCCAGAUCCUUUCAAAGAAGGUGCUGAACACGCAGAGGACGUGACGGGCUUCCCAGUGUUUGCGUCUCCUACGCUAAACAUGACUCAGCCUUCGCAGCAGCCAGCCCCGCAAAGCAUCACUAAGUGUAACUCUCCACCCCAGUCAGUAAACUUAAACGUAUCAAAAGGACAUAGGAGAAAUGUCAGUGAUACCACAACUUUUAACAGAGUAUUUGAAAUGAACCAGUUUGCGACACCAUUCGACGCGCCAACCAAAACUUUAUCUGGCACUAACUUGCCGGGCGAGCCUUUGCCUGCUGAUAACUAUUGUGAUAAUAAGGACGUUGUAGGCUCCACUCAGAGUUUGAAUUCUGGUAGCACCUUGCUGACAGCUUCAGUGGCCGGAUGGAAUCCCUUUGGAACUUCACCCUUUUCUCCUAUGUCGAGUGGCGAUUUUGACCCGAUGGGCUCAGCUGGUAUUAAAAACAUUAGAAGUCAGGAGAGUCUAGUCACAAGCCACGAUAUACCUGAUGACCCGUUUAUUUGUGCGCCAUUUAGUUUGCCAGAAAAAUUUAAGAAGCGAGGUGCAUCUUUAGAGGCAUCUGAUAGUACUAGUUUAUCACCAAGCUCAAGCAAUGCAGGACGGCGCCUACUAUCUACUUCCAGCUCUACAAGAACUGCUAACCAAUAAUAAAACUACACGAAUAAAUGAUAUAUACAAUAAA
Cloeon dipterum is the source of this 2300-nucleotide messenger RNA. RefSeq names its product Numb-associated kinase (gene Nak). The record is from RefSeq and is a predicted model, not a curated record. Gene Ontology annotation, biological process: protein phosphorylation. Lineage: Eukaryota; Metazoa; Arthropoda; Insecta; Ephemeroptera; Baetidae. Gene Ontology annotation, molecular function: protein kinase activity; ATP binding. The coding region runs from base 287 to 2266 and encodes 659 amino acids. The transcript is spliced from 12 exons.